Molecule: messenger RNA, 1584 nt
Organism: Aspergillus lentulus
Lineage: Eukaryota; Fungi; Ascomycota; Eurotiomycetes; Eurotiales; Aspergillaceae
Source: RefSeq, a predicted model, not a curated record
AUGACAGUCCCAACUAAAUAUUCGCUCUCAACCGAUGGUCAGAUAUACCGUGACCUCUACGGAAAUGUCGACGCCGAGCUCUUGAGGGAAGUGCAGGGGGCUGACCAGUCGAAUGUGGAGACUCUGGUGCAAAGCAUCGUGCAACUUGCCGCGCGAACGCAAGGCGAUUUCCACGUGUCUCGGAGUACUUCCACGAGCAGGAAAGUCGGCGCUAAAGUCCAACAGCUAGCCAGUCGAAUACACGAUUUCAUGCAGGUGUUCUCCGGAAUAGUUGAGGUUAUCAAGGGCGUUGAUGCCCAGGCUGGUCCUAUCGCCUAUGGCUCGUUUGUCUUGCUUUUGGCAAUCGCGAAGAACAAGCAAAUGCACGAGGAUCUUAUUUCCGACACACUGGAGACGUUUCGUUGCUGGCUAUCGAGGCUGAAGAUGAUUAGCCUUGCAGAGCAACGGGAUGAAACCGUGCAAAAGCACAUCCUCGAAAUCUAUAUCAAAAUAAUAGACUUCGCGCAGCAAAGUAUCAGAUAUUAUUGCAGCUCAUCCGCUCGAAGGAUUUUCCGGGGUAUCUCUAAACCGCCCCAGCUUUACGCAAAGAAAUAUGCGGAUGAGAUCAAGGAGAGCAUCGCGGACUUAAUGCAGGGGCUGCUUGUUCUCCAACACACCAUAAUCCUUGAGAUGAGUUAUACUACCCAGGCAACCAAUCGUCUUCUCUCAGAUGGCCACGCGGAACUCCAUGAAAUUCACAUAGCGAAGGUUAGAAAGCUAUUCAAUGUCCCCCCAACACUCAGCGCCGAAGAUAUGCUUCAACGCAGCAAAGGAAGGUUCAACGGCAUGUUCGCAAGAGGCAAGUCCAAAACAGGGACCGGGAGAAGGGCCCCACCCAGGCUCGAGCAGGUCAGCCUUAGCAUGGUCUCGCAGUGCCCUGCAUACAAGGAAUGGGUAAACAGCGAGUCCUCUAGCCUUCUUCUACUCGAAGGCGAUAACUAUGACUUAUACGACGCGAGCCCACGGGUCUGCUGGCUGUCACCCGUCACAAUUGAGUUUUAUGAGCAUGUGAAGGAAUUUGAGAGGAUUCAUGUCCUUUUUCAUUGCAUUGAGGGAAACCAACGACCCGAGAGUGGCGUUAUACUGAUGCUGAAAAGUAUAAUAAUACAGCUGUUGGAACAGGACAUACAUCUAUGCGCAAAGCGAAUUGACGAUAUUUGCGAUGCAUUCAAAGACCCGCCUCCUGAGCUUGACGAGUUGAUUUAUUCCAUGUUUCAAAUCCUCGAAACCAGCUUCCAAGAGAUUCCCCUAGGACAAACAGUAUACAUCGUGCUGGAUGGGGUUGAGCAUCUUGGGUCUGAAAUUCCUAAAGAUCUCUUUGGCUCUUUGUUACAUCUUCUGGACCGUCAAGAUCUUAAGGCAACGGUCAAGGUAUUUGCUGUCUGUCGUUUGGGUUAUUGGCCGAAUAAAUCAAGGUCAAACGACUCAUCGCGAAGCUUGAAGGAGGCCAUAGGGCUCGGAGGUCACGUGGAUCUGAUGUCGCGGGUGCUCUAUCAACCGGGCUGGAAGCAGGGCACAUUGAAAACACCAAAAAAAUUGACGUAA